AUGACUUGUAAACACUUGGAUGGCCUAGAGGACAAAAUCCAAACACUGAAUAGAGAUAAAGAAAAUACGGUUGACGCUUUAAACAGUCUCAAAUGCAAAAAGUGUGGGGCUGGGGCUCCAGACGUCUGAAAUUGCCUUGACAAUUCUCCUUAUAACACAUGCCCUGCAAUGCUCUGCUCAGAACACUUAGAAAACCACGCCAAAAAUCGUAAUCAUACUCUUUAUUUUAAUAUCUUAGGAAUCUUAGGUUAUUAAGUAUUUAAGGUGUCUAGUGCACCCUCCCUAUAUCGGGGACUUGACCCAACUAGUGACGUCACGGGCCAUCCUGCCACUUAAAAUGGCGCACCAUAUGGGCAGGCAUUCCAACUUUGCCACCACCAGCCAAGGCCGCACUUCUCACCCGGCGCGAUGCCGUCGCCCUUGUCAGACUUAGCUCCUGCGCGUGUUCCGCCUGAGGGUCACCCUUCUCAGGUGUGCUAAGUGGAAAAAUCUUCGUCGCUUGAGUGCACUGAGGAGCAGUUCCUCUGGUUAUCCCCAAAGUUAAACUGCUAUUGCUGUGCAGAAGUUCUCGAGAUUGAAACCAAACCCCAUAAAUAAAAUUCCAUGAGGGAGAGAAAAUUAGCAAAGCUAAUUUCUCUCGAACCGAAUGCCAUUUUAUUUAUCUUUAUUUUAAUAUCAGCACCUUGACUACUUUUUGUUUCCAAUGCAAGCUGUCAGACGUGAAUUGUCUCGUAUCUUCACACGACGACUAUUUCAUAACGACUAUUUUUUUUUUGGCCUAUUUUUUUUCGGCCUAUUUUUUUUUGGCCUAUUUUUUUGGCCUUUUUUUUGACAAUUUUUUAACUAUUUUUUACUAAUAUUUGGGCAUAAUUCCAUACUAAUUGUUUUAAUAUAAUUUUUUAAUGUGUUUUAAACGAUUUAACCAACAAAAAAUGCACCCUUAACAGAUUUCGUACUCCAUGAAUACUAAUUCAUUGUUUUUAAAUUUCGAAAAUUUUAGAUUUAAUUUAGGAGUUUUUCACUUAAUUUACUCGAUAUUAAUCGCGUAAGAAAAAGUCUCUGUUUCUCAAUAAGGUUCUAGUCCUCUCAGCAGCUUCAUGAAUGAGGCUAGGUAAAAAAAAUAGGCUAAAAAAAAUAGGCCAAAAAAAAUAGGCCAAAAAAAAAUAGGCCAAAAUAAUAGGCCAAAAAAAAAUAGGCCAAAAAAAAAUAGGCCAAAAAAAAAAUAGGCCAAAAAAAAAUAGUCGUUAUGAAAUAGUCGUCAUGUGAAGGAACCGAAUUGUCUAUUUUCCUAUCGAAUGUUUGACAGCAUCGCUGAAUCAAUUGGCUAUCACGACCCCAAAAAACGAAAUAAAAGACUUACAGGGCUCAAAAAUCUAGGAAAUACUUGCUAUAUUAAUACAGCACUUCAAUGCAUUGCUCGUAUGUUGCCUAUCCAAACUUACCUUGGUGUGCCAAUGAAAAACGUGCAUUCUUGAGCUUAAAGAGUCUUAACAUUAUAAUAGUUUUUCUCUUCGUUAAGUAUUUUUAUCCAGGAUGUAUUAAGAAAUCAAUCGCAUUCUCGAAGUCAAGCAUCUAGGCCUAGGGCAGAUAUAAGCCAUAGAAAAGGUCAUUAGUGAAGAGAUAAAAUAUUAAUAACAGUUAAGAAAAUUUUAAGAUUAAGUAAUCAUACUAUUUGGCAAGGUCAUCUUAAAAAUUGGUAUUUACCGCUUAUCUAAAACCUUAUACCUUACUCCCCCCCCCCCCUCCGUGAGCGAACAAAAAAAUUUUGUUCGCUCACGGAGGGGGGUUAAUUUUUUUUUUUAAAAAAAAUUUUAUAUAUAAAUUUUAUCAAAAAUAUUUUUUUCGAAAUUUAAAAAAUCCUAAUUUGCAAAAAUUGGGAAGCAAAUAUUAAUUUAAUUUGCAAAAUUUAUGUUUUUAAAACGCAAUUUGUUUAAAAUUAAACAGAAUUAGCUCUAGAUUUCAUUAUACUAAUUAUCACUUAUAUAUCCAAAUUUUUUUCCAUUAAAAUUUUUUCUAUUAAAAAUAUUUUUGUUCACUCACGGAGGGUGGGUUUUUGGUCAAAAAAUGGCGAUUUUUCUAAUGGUUUUGUUCGCUCACGGAGGGGGGGGGGGGGGAGUUAGAAACGAUCCUUUUUUGAAAUAUAAUCUCAACAAGUCAGAAGAAUAUACCUUAAUUUAUCAAUUUCGAGAGAUCAUUAAAAAAUUUUGAAGAGGCCACAUCUUAAUUUCUCCUGAUAGAUUCGUGAACCAAAUUUAUUGCCUCUCCCCUGAUUAUAAGCCGAAAACUCAGCAAGAUGCCCAAGAAUUUAUAAGGCUGUUUCUUGACGACAUGGACAGCUAUCUCCAAAGGAAAACUGGGAAGAGGUCAAUAAUAUCAGAAUCCUUAAAAGGCACUUUAAGAUGCGAGAUAAAAUGCCAUAAUUGUACAACAGUCCAUGUUAAAGAAGAAGAAUUUGGAGAAAUAUCACUUGCGGUGCCAGAAACAGAAGAAGUUUCUGAAUUAGCUGAAAAAUCAGAAUCUUUAUUAGAGAAUGAGGAUAAAACUUGAAUUACAAAGCAAAAUAAUUCAAUUUUUAACAAAAUCAAAACGUAAAAUUAAUUUAGCAUCCUAUCAUUAAGACCUGAGACCAUUGCAAAUCUGUAUGACUGCCUUAUCUCUUUUUUCCAACCUCAAGAAUUAAAUACAGAAGGAAAUUUAUUUUAUUGUUCUGCCUGUGAUUCCAAAGUGUUGAGCACUCAGCAAUAUAAAAUCAAAGCUUUUCCAGAUAUUUUGAUUAUUAAUCUAAAGCGAUUUAAAUACUCAUACUGAGGAUCAAAAAUUUCCACUCAUGUGAAUACCCCAUUGGUUUUAAACCUUGGCCAAUUCUCUGAUUGUGAUAAUCCAACUUAUUAUUUAUCAUCCAUUAUUCAGCACAGUGGCUUAAUUUUUAAAGGCCAUUACACUGCCUUUUGUAAAGAUUUUGAAUUUGAUAGAUGACUAGAAUAUAAUGAUAAAAAAGUCCAAGAAUGCAGUGAAGACAAAGUAAGGAAUGCUCAAGCCUAUGUAGCAAUCUAUACAAAAUUCCCAGUUAAGAGAAAAAAAAUCAUUCCGAAGGAAAGGCCUGAUUUUUUUUUACCAAAAGAAUGGGUUUAUAGAUAUUACUCACUGUCCAGCCCAGGCCCAAUAUAUUUUAGUAAAUUUUACUGCAACCAUUUAUUCUUGAGUAUCAAUACUCAUGAAUAUGACUUUUUGGGCAUCAGUAAUGAGCAAUGAGAAGAGCUGAAAUUAGAAUGAAAAUAUGGGUGCAGGCCCAAUGAUAGUGCAUUUUUGAUAGUGUGCAUUUCACUGAAGUACUUUUGGUCGAAAAUUGGUUGAAACUUUUUGAUAGUGAGCAUUUUACCAAAAAAAAGUUAAAUAUUGGCCAAAUGUAUUUCGAUGAAAUGUACACUGCCAAAAAUUCACUGUCAUUUGACAUGGAGCCUGAAAAUAUAUAGGCGAACCGCUAAGGUUUAAAAGCCCCUGCAAUCAAUGUUUAGAAAAUAAAGAAAAAUUCGCAGCAAGAAUUAAUUUUGAAAAAAAUUUAUUGGAAAGGAUAAAACAUGUUUCAAAAGAAUACCCAAGAUUCUUCAUAGCAAAGACGUGGAUGAAGAAAUGGGAAUCAUUUUUAGCUUCUGAUUGCAAUUUAAAUGAAUACCCUAAGGCACCUGGGCAUAUAAAUAAUCAAGUACUUGCUAACAGCGAUGGAGAUAUUAGAGAAGGGCUGAUUUCUGAAGUGGAUUAUAUUGAUAUUAAUGAAGAAUUGUGGAAAAUUAUUAACUCACUCCUUUCGUGAGUGAAUAAAAAAAUUUUGUCAGCUCACAAGAGGGUUAAUUAUAUUUUAGCAAAAAUGAUAUAUAAAUUUUAUAGUGAAAAAUUUUUUUUCAAAGUUUAAAAAAAAUUAAAUUUAAAGCAAAUAUUAAUUUAAUAUGCAAAAUUUAUGUUUAAAAGCAAGCUGUUUAAAAUAAACAGAAUUAGCUAGAGAUUUCAUUAUACCAAUUAUCACCUAUAUAUCAUAUAUUUUUUCGUAAAAAAUGUUAUAUUAAAAAAUUUUUUUGUUCACUCGCGUGGGUUUUUGGACAAAAUUCCAAUGGCUUUGCUGGCUCACAGAGUUGGGAGUAAGCAAAUUUAUGGAUGCGAUAUUGAAAUUAUUAAGGCCAGCAACGAUAUCUAUUCAGAAAAUGUUGCAGAUUUUCACUUAUCAGAAUUAGAUGAAGAAAUUGAAGAAGCCAUACAUAAAUUUACAAGUUAA
Molecule: messenger RNA, 4267 nt
Organism: Blepharisma stoltei
Lineage: Eukaryota; Ciliophora; Heterotrichea; Heterotrichida; Blepharismidae
Source: the annotation of a GenBank genome assembly